UCAGUUUAUCCAGUCAUGAAAACAGAGAGGCAUUUUGUUAAGGCACGUACAACAAAAUCAGUGUGUGAAAUUGGUGGAUUUACCCUUUAAGUUUCUAAUAACUGGAGUUAUUAGAGGAAAGUAGUAAAGUAAAAAUUCAAUAUCCAACCCCGGAAUGUGAUGGAAACGACAUAUAAGAUAUCAGAUAGAAAGAUGCAGAUAUCUAUGAUUCAGUUUGGAACAAACACAAUGAUGAGAGGCAUGAAUUUUGCAGGGACAACAGUAGUUUUCCCAUAAUGCAUCCCACCACAAGUCAAUAAACCACAGAAACUCCUCCGAGAGAGAAAGCUCAUUAUCUAUAAAGUCAUUAGUGAGUGCGGGUCCUCUCCACAGCAGCGCUGGUUCCCCCUCCUCUCCUCGGUCCGGAUCUGUGUGCAGGAGGAAGCUGUGAGCUCAUCAAGGUCGGAGGACACGCCCUUAACUUCUGGAGCGGGUGCAGUAGGUGCACAUGCUGCUUCCUCAGCCGGUGAUCCGCCUCGUGUGUGUGUGUGUGUGUGUGUGUGUGUGUGUGUGGAGAGAGAGAGAGAGAGAGAGAGAGAGAGAGAGAGAGAGAGGCAGCGACACGCAUUCAGGGGUGGGAACUUGUAUUAUUUCUCCCCUUCCUCCUCCUCCUCCUCCUCGUCCUCCUCCUCUUCUUUUGCGCAUCCACCGCCCGCCGCCACCACCGCCGUCGAGCCCAGCCUGCCCGCCUUCAGCUCCCUGUGGUCCCGCAGACCGGAGGGGGGGAAUCCACCUGCCUGCCGGAGAGCGGAGCGGACACACCUCGGGAAUGGACGCCCUCAAAUCCGCCGGCAGAGCGAUCAUCAAGAGCCCGGGAGUUCCGAGGCACACAUGGGGAACUUCAAAGCACGAAAAGCUGCCGGAGAAUUGGACGGACACCAAGGAGACUCUGCUGGAGGGGAUGGUGUUCAACGUGAAGUACCUGGGAAUGACUCUGGUGGGCCAGCCCAAGGGAGAGGACAUGGCCUCGGCUGCCAUUCGCAGAAUCGUCGCCAUGGCCAGAGCCAGCGCUAAGAAGUUUCGGAAGGUAACGCUGACGGUCUCGCCCAAAGGCAUCAUCAUCACAGACACAGAGACUACAGACCUCAUAGAAAAUGUCUCCAUAUACAGAAUCUCGUACUGCACAGCGGAUAAAACUCAGGAUAAGGUCUUCGCGUACGUCUCCCAGAGUCAGUUCAACGAGACCUUGGAGUGCCACGCGUUCCUCUGCCAAAAGAAGAAGAUUGCUCAGGCGGUGACACUAACGGUAGCCCAGGCCUUCAAAGUGGCCCUCGAUCUUUGGGAGAUUGCUCAGGAAGGGAAAAGCAAGAAGGCGAGGACCUGCUGCUCUUGUGCGGCGAGCAACGGCCAGACGGAGACGACGAACGGCGCUCCGUGUGUCCCCGCGGAUCCAGAGGCACACAAGCCCGCCGGGAUGGAGGAGAAGCUCCGGAGGCCCAUCUUCGCCGCGUCGCUCAGCUCGCCCUCACCUCGGAGUAACCCCACCCGGAGACGACCGAUCAAACACGACUCCUGGCAGGACGUGGACGACGGACUCGAAGAUGCAUUCUCAAGCAACAUGGAAGUAGAGGAGAUGGACACCGACUGGCCGAGUCCCGCUCCAAACCCGUCACUGACGAUGCAGCUCUGAGUCGGCAGGAAGUCUCCGAGGAGAAUCUGUUUUCUAUCCGCAACAACGGGUUUGAAUAACACGCGCACGGUCCGGAGCUGCCAAACUCGCAGCACCACAGAAAAUUAGGCAGAAAUCAGAACCACGGGCCCCAACAAGGAGACCAACAAACGACGCAAAACAGCAUUCAUCACUUGGACAAACAGAGAAAAAAAACACGUCACGCUUCCCCGGUGCACAACCUGAAUCAAAGAGGCUCUGUUUGAUAUCUGGCGGCUGCUGCAGAGAGGCCAGAAUGAAAACCCUGAUAUCAUAAACUGCUAUUUCUGUGAAUGCCUGCCAGUCAACACACACGCACUCCCCUCAGUGUAAACGGCCAUCUCCAGACAUAUUCAAAUUCUAACAAACUGCCAGAUGAAAGACGGAGCACACAACACUGCGAGGCGAGCGAGGACGACACAUCUCCACUCCAAGGAAGUUCUUGCAGAAGAUCGUGGGAUGAACGCUGUCUCCUUUUUAAUCUAAAAAAGAAAAAGUACUUUCACAUGUGGCAUUCCGCUUGUAAAUUCAUUUGAAGAUUUCCUCUGCGUCAAAAAGUCCAGAAAUGUGUGUGUAUAUAAGGCUGUCGCCUCCUCUCUGAUCUUGGCGUUUUGAUUGAUAGAAUAGCAGCCGUCGGUCUCAGCAGCCACUGGAAGAAGUCCAGCGUUAGACGACUUCAGCAAAACACGGUGCAAAUCUUCAGCUGUGAUGUCGGAUGAUUUAGACGUUCACCAUUUAGUUUGCUGUGAUUCAACCGUGUUAUAAGCAUACAGACACACUGUACUCGUGGGUCAUCUUUUUGUCGAUUGCAAAAUAAUUGUUGUUGUCACGAAAGGACAGAAUCAGCGUUGGCAAAUGAGGAAAUGUGGCUGAAAGAGUCGCACAGUGUCAAAUCAAACAUAAGCUCAGUUGUUUUAUUUUUAUUUUUCAGCCGUUAAAAAACGAAACAAAACCCAAGGAAUGCUUGCUUUUUUAAAACCUCAUCUCAUGGCCUUCCUCAGCCGACAGAUUUAUUCAGUUUUCAUGCAGGUGAAGGGUGUUAGACUGCAACCCAAUCACUGGAGUCAGUGUUGGCGGUGUAUAUCUCUGCAAACCAAGGAUAUGUUGAUACAUUUGUUUAAGUUGCAACUGUUGGCAACUGUUUUAGUCUUAUAUCACUGACAAGGCUGUGCUCAUGGUCUGCCUAGGGUUUAGGCACUAAAACCACUUGGUUAGGUUUAGGAAAAGAUCAUGUUUUGGCUCAGAGUACCUGUUUUGGUCGCCAAAAACACAGCUGGAAAUUGUUCCAUGUUGUCCUUGGGGCGGCCGUUGCUCACGAGCGGGUCGUCUAGUAAUCUGAAGGUCAAUGGUUCGAAUCCUGGCUCCCCCUAGCCACAUGUCGAAGUGUCCUUGAGCAAGAUACUGAGCCCCAAAUGUACCAUUUCACACUUUGAAAUGUUGAAACACGGUCUCAAACUGGCAGUCUGCUACCAUUCCCUCCACCUCCGGAUAUGAAAGUCAGGUCAUUAACACGCAAUGUGAACUUGAUAUCAUACAUUUUGCGGAAAAAUGUCAACAUGCCUGUGACGUGUACAAACGUGUGGUUUGCAGAACUGUAAACUGCCGUCGUUUUCUCCUGGCGACUGGGCGGUAUAGCAGGUGGUGAAGUGGCAUCAGGUCAUAAAGAUGAUCGAAACUCAUCAAUAUUAAUUAAUCACGUCGAGGCAGAAUUUAGUUUAGUCUCAUUCUGGACAUGUGAUAACAAACCAAACCAUCACCAUGGCAACUGAGCAACAUUUCCUGCUGAGGUAGGCCUUGAGAUGCUUUGGACCUUGAAGCUCUCUGUGGUUAUUCCGUGGUGUAAGACAUUUACAGCUACUCUGUUCAGUCUGUCCGAUUAUUGGAGCGGCAGCGCAGUAAACGAGAGUUUAGGGACCAUCAGCGAUGCUCUUCACGUUUAAAGGGGUACUCCAGUGGUUUAGCGCCGCAAAUUCAUUCAGUUGAGGGACUCAAAAGAGACCGAUUAUGUAAGGAAGAAUUUGAAGCAACAGAGGCCAAGAUAUCCUCACCUGCAGUCCCUAGUCUGGGCCAGCCUCCUUAAUCAGUAGAACGAGAGAAGAAAAAGGAAAAGGUAAACAAACCUUAACCAGGUUUUAAAGAUCCAUUCAAAAAACAAACAAGACGAGCCUCACUGUUGUUGAUUCAGCAGUCAACACCACUCAUCCAUUGUUCACCCUUGCCUCAUGUAAACAAUGUCAAUAGAGAGUCAAUUUUUGCGAAAACACAACCGCAAACAUGUCUCUUGCAGAGGCGGACUGACGCCCCUGUGACAGUCGAGUCCAGCGCCGUCUCACUUCAACACGUAACCAAAAUGUCAAGACCAGUUUCCGCUCAGCCGGCUGUACAUAAGGAUUACGUCAAUGUCGCAGAAUAGUGAUGGUGUUAAGGUCGAGAGGUCAACUGUAUGGCGAGGCCAAACUUAUUAGAGUAAAGAAACAUAUUUCCGUACGCUGUAUUUUUUCAACGUCAGAGCUGUGUCAUUUAUGUACGCGCACUGUAUCACUGUAAACGACAUAGGACGAAUAGAAUCAGGGUUUUUUUUUUUUUUUUCUUUUUCAAAUGAUUAUUGCUCUUGUUGAGAUGUGAGUGUGUAGAUGCCUGUGUGUUUCGCAUUAGGUUAGAUGAUUUGUACAAAUAUAAUGUGAUUUUUGAUUCAACAGGGAUUCGCUUUAUCUUUUUUUUUUUUGCUUCGAAAUAUCCAUUAGCAACCCACGUGCCGUAUACAACACAUGAAUUAUCCUGUUCUCAAGUCGCUAAUCGCCUUUUUUUCACACAUUUCCCACUCUGUGCCACACAACACGCCCUCCGUCCCCUUCGCCCUCCGCAAAUUAUUUUUAUCCGCCCGCUCGGAAGAUGUUCGCUGUCAAGAGGAUAUUAUAUUGCGCCUCAGUCUGGCUGAAGUGGUCUUUUCUCUCUGUAUUCAUGGCAUCGGGGCUGAGAAUCAUUGUGACGGCACGGGGGGGGGGGGGAGGUGGGAGGGUGGCGGGGGACUCGGUGGUGUUGUCAUGACACCCGCUGCCGAAUAAUUGGAUGGCUUAUCGGGUUACGCCACGAAGCUUAAUUGCAUUGUUUCGUUCCUGACUGGCAGAAACGGCGGCCGACACUGCAUAUUCGAAAAAAAAUAAAAGGGAAGGGAGAGGAUAUCAAAAAUAGCCCUCCAGCACGUCUGUGUUCGCACCUCAGCAUCGACUGUGAAGUUGAAGGUCAGAAUGCGGCGGCGUCAUUUUGCCUCACCUUCUUUCUCACAAGCAGAAGCGAUUUUUGCCGCGUUUUCCAACCUUUAUCUGCUCCGUCAUUGACCGAACUGAUUGAUUCAUGCUUCAGUAUAUCCGCUGAUUCAGUGCUAUGGAGUGAUAUCUGGAGAUGGGUCCAGGAGCUCUCAGACCCUGAAUCGGUUUUCAAUAACAGCAAACCAGAAGCCGGUUGUGAUUGUUUCUGUCUGUUUCUGCACGGUUUCACCACGAGGCAGCGCCGGUCGAUAUAUCACACUUGGAUCGCCUAGUGUUGCCCUUCCCUGAUCGAUUUUCAAGCAAUCCCUCGUCCUUAUUUAGAACUGAUGGAUCCCUUGUAUGAGUUAUGUUAUGGGGAUGGAAUUGAUCUGCUGCACUGUACAGGCACCCAAGAGUUUUGUUCCGCCGUAGCCAGGAUGAUGUUGUACAGCGCGCUGAUGUGGCCAGAUUCCCAGCAAAAUCUCGCAAAUCUUUUGGCGCGGGCGAGACUUUUUGUUUCCCAUGCAGGAGGGGGCACUCGGAGGUGUAACCAGCCAAUUUUUGAGUCUGGAGUGAACUGAAUACAAAUCAGCCUGUGGCGGUUCGAGGCCAGGAAUCAUUUGAGGCUUGUAAAAAAAAACAAAAAAUGGGGAAAGAGGAGAAUCGUCUGAUAAGCUAUUUACUACCCAAAUUAACCACUGACGUUUACAGUAUCGGUUUACUCUUUCAAAGAAGGUGCUUAUUUUCUAUCUAUGCAAUUAGUGGGUUUCCAGCUGUGUUGUGAUAUUAUGAUAAUAGGAAUUUGUGUGAACACCGCGAGCAGUCGUCCUGAGCUGUGUAAAAACAUGUACAGAAUUUGGAAACUGUUAUGGUUUGUUACAUAUUUAUGCUUAAUAAAAGACUUUGUACAAAACUGUCA
This is a messenger RNA of Acanthopagrus latus (yellowfin seabream), 5854 nucleotides long. RefSeq names its product low density lipoprotein receptor adapter protein 1. The transcript has 10 exons. Lineage: Eukaryota; Metazoa; Chordata; Actinopteri; Spariformes; Sparidae. Bases 488 to 1669 code for a protein of 393 amino acids. The record is from RefSeq and is a predicted model, not a curated record.